Molecule: messenger RNA, 5463 nt
Organism: Plasmodium knowlesi strain H
Lineage: Eukaryota; Apicomplexa; Aconoidasida; Haemosporida; Plasmodiidae
Product: conserved Plasmodium protein, unknown function
Exons: 2
Coding region: 1-5463 (1820 amino acids)
Source: RefSeq, a predicted model, not a curated record
AUGGAUUUAUUUACCAUUCUUUUUGUUUUGUUAAUUUUAUUUUUCAUAUUUGAUUAUAAUUUUUGCUCAAAGGGGUUGGUCUUUUCGAUUGGAAAAAAAUCUCUGCGGAUUCUCAAGGGGUGCAGUAGUCUGGAGCGAGUUUACCGGAGCCCGCUUUACCUCAUCCACCCAGUGCUGCAACAGCUAUUUGUGCACGUUUUCUACAUUUACCUGGAAAAAAAAAAGGCAUACGUAAAUCACCUCUUAUGGGAAAAAACAGAAGAAAGGAAGCAGAAAAAAAAAAAUAGCAAUCAAGGUAAAGCAAAAUGGAAAAGAACACUAAUAAACAUACCUCAGUUCAUAGGAAGUAUUUUUAUCCAAAUAAAAAAAUGGAUGCAAAAUAUAUUGUGGCAAUUCUUCUUCUUCUUCAUUGAAUAUACAAGAGUAUAUGAAAAUAUUUGCCUCAAAUCAAAUAUCAACACACGGGAAGUUCUCAGCAACAACAACUUUGGCGUUGUAAUUGUAGACUACUACCUUCCAAAUUGUACUGUUAAAAAAAAAAAAAAAAAAAAUUGUGAAAAUUCGAAAAAGAGUAGCUACGAAAUUGAUUUGUACGACUUGGUAAAUAUAAAACAGGAGAAAAAAAUUAAACUUAUUUUAAUUGAUCAGAAAUGGAAAAAUGCGCUGAAUAUAGGAACCACACAUGAUCCGCAUGUCCAGUUUCUGUACCUCCAAGAUACCGUCCUCAUUCAGUAUUUCCAGUUUGCUUGCAUAUUUAAGGAGGAAUUCUUGAAGAACUCUAGUGAACCCCAUGUGGAUGGAAACGACCCAUCCCAGGAAGUGGAAGAAAAAAAUUAUGUUCAGGAAAACAUUACAAAAGUAUACCAUGGGAAAUGUUCUACACAGAGGGAAGAUAUCGCUCUGGCGGAAGAAGUGCCAAUGGAGGAAAAAUCCACCAAAGGAAGGAGAAGCCAUAUUCAGGGAGAAGAAUUUAACACAUUUGAUGAACGAAAUGAACAUCAGAGCUCCCUCUCAGGGAAAUCAUCUACUGUACAAGAAUGUGUAGAUGUACAAACAGGUAGAAAGCAGAAUGGAGUGAAGGUAGGUUCAGAAAUUUUCUCAUCCGAACAAAAAAACAAUUUUGAUGUAGACGGAAACGGAGAGAACGCCAUGGAAGAUAAAAUAAGAACCCACAUGAAUAAAUGGAAAUACAAAAAUGUGAAAGGAAUAAUUGUAAUUGUGCCUGAAAUAUUUUACAAUUAUAUAAACGUAGAAGAAGUAAAGAAUUGCGCCCCCCUAUAUUACGUGCUUUCGAAAGAUGUCAAAAUAGACUCCUUUACGGUAAUAGCCAAAUUGCUUGGAUAUAUUUGUGUGCAUGUUCAUAUUAAUAUAAAUUUUGGAUUGUCCAUUCCGUUCAUUUUUAGCAACAAAAAUUCCAACAUACUGAAUAUUACCAAUGUGGAAAGUAGAAAUGGUACCUCCAUUGGGGGGAAACUAAGCGGAAAUGUAGACCAUCAGUACCUCCAUAACUGUGCCCACAGAAGCAGUGCAAUGCAACCUCAAUCAGUUGUUUCAUCUUACAAGGAAGAUCAGGACAGAGAUCUCCCUUUGUGUGAGAAUUUCCUCCAUGAUGAACAGAGGCGCGUUCCCGAAGAAAACAACAAGGUUGCUAAUCGACUCUCCGACGAAGUGGACAAUAGUAAUAGAAAGAAAACUUCAUAUGAUCAUGUCAAUACUAGCGAGACAUUAAAAAAUUGUGCAAAUGGAAAAACGAAGAAGGAUACCGAGGAGGUACAGUUGGGGGAAGGAAUAAAGGCUGAGUUCAACGCGCCGCUUUUCUCAUGCCCAUUCUCCUUCUAUAGUGACAACUACAACGAUUUGAAUAUUGCCAUGAGUCAUUUUAAAUCUAUUUUUAAAAAUCACAAUUUCGUUUUCCUCGGCUUCAAUGAUGGUACAAAUAUUCUGCUAAAUUAUUUUUUGGAAAAAAUUUACAAAAAAAAAAAAAACAAAACACCAGGUGAUAGUAGCAAAACUCCCCAUUUCAAUUUGCACAGUGCCAGUCCAUACAAAUCCCCUCUACUAAAUUACAAAGCGAAGGGGAAUGUCGACCUGAAAUUUGACCCAUCAAAUAAUCACAGUAAGGAAAAAAAAAAAAACAGUUCGAAAAUUGGACAGGCAAAUAAAAGCGAAGAAGAAGGCGAAGUGAUAAAUCAACAGAGUUAUAAAAAUAAUAUUAUGAAUAUUUUUUUUAAAGAAAAAAAAAAAUCCGAAAGUGAACACACAAAUGGGAAAAACUGCUUUAAAGAAAUAAAAAAAUGGCACAUUGAAAAUUUGAUAUCUGACAUGAAAAUACGAAAGGGUGAAAAUUCCAUCUUACAACAUGAUCAUGUGAAGGACGAACAGGGGGAACAGGCCUCUUCCAGUACCAGGAAGGUUAUGGAGGAAAACCCGAAGCAGUCAUAUGGAUUCUCUCACAAAAUGGAAAACCUGCCUGCGUUACGAACACAUGGGGUGGAUGACAAGGUGGAUAAUCACCCAGUGGGACCUAACCAUCACGAUGUGGAGAAUAACCGAUUGAUGGAAGGGCACGGGGCAGAAGGAAAAGGAGAAGAACAAUACGAAGCUGAGCAGGACUACUCCGAUUAUACAGAUUGCCAUCAAGAAGAGGGAGAGGAUAAAUCCGAUGACAGAUACACACAAGAAGGAAAUAUUGGUCUCAACAAUGACUCGGAAAUUUUUUCAAAAAAAAAAAAAAAGAAAAAACAUAUGGAAAAGAUAAAAAAUAUGAAAGAAAAAUGGAAAAAGAAAAAAAUAGAGUCAUUUAUGAAUAUAUCUAAAUUAAACUUUUUUAACAAAGGUAAAGACAUUUGGGGAAAGAGCGACUUCGUCAAGGAGAGCGAAUUUAACGCAGUUACUGAGAUGGAGGGAGACAAGAAUUUGUAUGCUGACAUGUUAAAAUAUAACAUUAAAGGUGACAGAAACGGAAGCGAUGAACACAGCUAUAAGGACGGCAAUCCCCAUUGCAAUAGUAAGGACAGUGACCAACGAGCGAACCCUCAUUUGGCCCAUUUUGCUACAGGUGAGGAAGAAGACCUGGUUGGCCAUGAUCCCACCAUUUCUCUCGGCACAGUGCGUGGUGAAAGACUUCAUAAGGAAGGGGGGGAAAUGGGAUCUGGACAAUAUGAUGAAAGCGGAGGAGAAGACAAGGAAAACCGUAAUGUUCACCACAAUGGAGAUCACGAUCGAGGUGAUGUCCACUCUCGAAACGACGAAGAGGGGCCCAAACCAAUCGAAGCUCCACUCCCCGACUUUGACACAAGUUCGAUGAAAAAAAAAAAAAAAAAAAUGAUAAAAAUAAACGUACUUGACAAAUUUCGAAAUAGAGAAACGAAGAUAAUGAAGGAGGGACGGCAGGUGGAGGACGCAUCAGGAAUUUCGCAAAAAUUUAGGUACAGCUUUUUCCGAAUAAAAAAUAAAAUCACAAGUAAUUUCAAAAACCCCGAAUGUAAGAAAACACAGCAUGAAAAAAAUAUAAUGGACAGAGAUCAAAUGAUGAUAAACUCGUUUAUUAAAAAUAAAAAUGUACUACUUGCAGAAGAAGAAAGUAAUUAUUCCGAUACCUCUACAUGUGAUGAAUAUGGAAAGAAACACACAAAAGAAAUAUGCCUUUUAAUCAAUUUUUCCUACAAUAAUAUGUUUGAUAUAUUUAAUUAUCCAGAUGAUUUUAAUGAAACGCAGAAAAAAAAAUUUUCCCUCAUUCAUACAAUUUUCUAUUCUAUACAUAUUUUUUUGAAAUCCUUUUCAACCCUCAUUAAGCAGAGAUACUUCUUCUCCUGCACGAGCGAGUUAACGAAGUUUUUCAAGGCAUCUUUAUUUCACCGUGUCAGUUUUGACACACCAAAUAGGAGAAUUCCCCAGGGGCGAGGACGUAGCUUGGGGGGUACAUUGCUUUUUGGACUCCCCACCAAUAGGAAGGAGACAGAACAACCGAUAAAAGUUGUUAAUAAUGGGGGGCAUGUGCAAUGUCCAUUAAGUAGACAUUGCGUUCCAGAUCUCUCGCUUAACAAUGAACAAAUUCCUUUGGAUGGAAUUCCAAAUGUUCCGCAUUUCUCAAAUUACCCCAUUAAAACAACUAAUGAUGACGAAAAUUGCUCCUCUCUCAGUUUUAUUAAAAAAGAUCCUAAUCAGAAUUACAAAAAUGAAACUCAGUACAAUGUCAUCGGUAAGAAGGGAAUUUUCCUGAACAUUGGUGAAAACACAGGAAGCAGUAAGGAUGAAAGUAUUAACGUCAAGCGUAUAAGUGGCAAUGAAUCCAUUCUGAAGGACAUGAAUGAUGAACAUCUCGAUAUGGGUUGCACACACUUAACGAAUGAUGAAGAUAACCAUCUGUUUAGCACCACGAACAAGAGUAGAGAAAGCGCAACAAAUCAGAGUUUUUUCAGGGGGAGUCAUUUCUUCUGGCAGAAUCAUCACGAUGGUAGCUAUUUGGGAGAUCAGUCCAUCAGCUCACGUGUACCCAUUUUGAGUGGUAACGGCGAGGUGGAACGCUCUUCCAAACAGCGUGAAUCCUGCUUCCAUAGGAACUUCUUCGAAGUAGACAUGUCUUUGUUGUGUGGAGAUCGCCAAGGGGGAUUCAAAUUCCCACACGAUUGUGAAUUCGCAAAUGGGGUUUCCCCCAAUGGGGGCGUACCACGUAAGGACGCACCCAAUUACGACUGCUUCAUUCCCCUGGAGGGCCGAACGAACGAGGGUGUCUCUCCGAACGGGGAGGCACUCUUGAAGGACGAACGCAGUGGCCAACAGAAAGAGGUGAAUAAAAUAUACGGAGGAAGAUCCCCACGUGACGAAUCGUUCGAAAACGCAAUGAAAGCAUAUUUUAAUGCAAAGGCUAUCUACGACAAGUGGAAAAUUUAUUUUGAAGAAAAUAACUUCCAAGGCAAUGCUCAAGAAAAAUUUUUGUUUAACCUUUCCUUCAUUUAUAACGUGUACAAUUACCUAGUAUGGAUAUAUAUAUGUACGUAUUUUAAUGAAGAAAGCUAUUUCAACUUCUGCGAAAAUCAGAAAUUUUACCAAUUUAUGAAAAAAAUAAAUAUCCUUAAUGAGAAAAAAGAGUUUAAGCGGAACAGCAGUUUUGUGUCUACCAGUGACAUGUCCAUCAUAAUUCCCCAUUUUUUUUAUCCAAAGGAUUACAAAUUGUUAAAGGUUUUUUUGUACAUGCUGCAAGAUUCAGCUAAUCAAUUUAUUUCGAAAAAUAUUCAGUAUUUUCAAUUUCCCCUCGUUUUUAUUUUCUCCUCAGAUUCCAGAAAUUUCCAUUUCACUCAUUUUGACAUUAUAAAAAUUUCAAAAAAUAAUAACCUCAUUUAUUUGUUGUACAAGAGGGGCAAUGAGGGGUUGUUUUUGUCUGGCUUCCGGCCGUACAUAUGGAUACACAAAGUGUUGUUCGAUUUUGUGGAGUCCCUGUUCUUAUCGACUUUUGACGAUUAG